Aspergillus vadensis CBS 113365 is the source of this 824-nucleotide messenger RNA. RefSeq lists its product as uncharacterized. The transcript has 3 exons. The coding region runs from base 292 to 669 and encodes 125 amino acids. NCBI's taxonomy places the organism in Eukaryota, Fungi, Ascomycota, Eurotiomycetes, Eurotiales, Aspergillaceae. The record is from RefSeq and is a predicted model, not a curated record.
GUUGCCGUUAGCCUUCUGAAGUUGUUCAAGGCUACAGUAUAUCACGCUGACUUGUCUUCAAAGUAACAUGAGCAUUAAAAGAACAAGUUUUCAUAAUAGGCUUGAUGUGAAUCAGAGAGUCAAUAUUGUGUUUAGAAGAAAAGCUAUAAACGUCACCCCUUCCCCAAUGUUGCUCGACACUCGAUCCUUGUUACCCGCUCCAUUCUACUUUCUGUUACAUGCCUCUGCUUUCUUUACUCAUAUAGACGGAUUUACACCCCUAUAAACAACGUUCGGAGGUACCCCACAACCAUGAACAUCACAAACGGUACCCUGGCGCAGGAGCGAUGCGCCGGCGACAAUGGAAUACCUACCCUGCCUUAUCCGUAUUACUGCGCCACCACCAUCUGGCAACAAGGACUCAAUCGGACACAAAAUCCUUACGGUUAUUUAGUGAUGUGCUGCAAAAGCAAUCAGUACAGUUACUUCGGCGAGAAUAAUUGUGCCGCUUACUGCAAUGCGACCAAGGAAACUCAAUCGACUCUAAUGGACUGUCUUACUAUGGGCCACCAUCUUGAGUUCGUUGUUUGUGGUUCGGGAAAGACGUCUGGAUCUACGUCGAGCUCAAUGCCCAACUUGAAAUCCUAUCUUGUUUUGGCUGUGGUUCUUAGCGGCUUUUGUCAACUUUGAAAGAUGGGAUAUUGACAUGUAUGUGGGAUAUGGUUGUUUCAGAUGGAGGAUUCAGUUGGAUUAUGCGAUCUGGGGUUCUGUAUGGCAUGAUCGACUUUUUCUUGUUUCGCAACUAGGCAUCAACUUGCAAGCACAUCUUCUGUCGUGAAUGGAAU